This is a messenger RNA of Pieris macdunnoughi, 870 nucleotides long. The record is from the annotation of a GenBank genome assembly. NCBI's taxonomy places the organism in Eukaryota, Metazoa, Arthropoda, Insecta, Lepidoptera, Pieridae.
AUGACAACUGUGUUGGAAAUGUCCAGUCGCCAACAUUUGUAUCCAACAAUAGCGACAUCUAAUGAUGAUAACGAUUCAGAAUCGAAAACAUGUGGAAAGAUUCUUGUUGUUUUAUCGUGGAUUUUAGUUGUGCUCACGAUGCCUUUUUCCCUCUUCGUGUGUUUUAAGGUCGUUCAGGAAUACGAAAGGGCUGUUAUAUUUCGGUUAGGACGGCUCCUCACAGGAGGGGCUAAAGGUCCUGGUAUAUUUUUUAUUCUACCAUGUAUUGACUCCUACGCGAGGGUAGACCUAAGAACUAGAACCUACGAUGUGCCACCUCAAGAGGUACUCACAAAGGACUCCGUUACUGUAUCUGUGGACGCUGUGGUUUACUAUAGAGUGCAUAAUGCUACAAUUUCCAUAGCGAACGUAGAAAACGCUCAUCAUUCGACACGCCUCUUGGCUCAGACCACGCUUCGUAAUACUAUGGGCACUAGACCCCUACACGAAAUAUUAAGCGAACGGGAAACCAUUUCAGGAAAUAUGCAAAUCUCUUUAGACGAGGCAACAGAAGCAUGGGGCAUUAAGGUGGAACGAGUUGAAAUUAAGGAUGUUCGCUUGCCCGUGCAACUGCAACGAGCAAUGGCAGCAGAGGCAGAAGCGGCGCGGGAAGCUCGAGCCAAGGUGAUUGCUGCUGAAGGUGAGCAGAAAGCGGCGCGAGCCCUUCGCGAAGCCUCUGAGGUUAUCGGUGAUAGUCCCGCUGCUCUACAACUUCGUUACUUACAGACGUUGAACACAAUAUCUGCUGAGAAGAACUCAACAAUUGUAUUCCCGCUGCCCAUCGAUCUCCUUACUUACUUCAUAAAGGCUAAAGAGUAUCCAUCUAAUUAA